UCAGUCGCACGCGGAUUUUCACAGUGACAAGUCGAUUGUGCCAAAAUGAGUGCCAAAGUGUAUCCAAAUUGUGACUCCAGCGUUUGGUUGCGAUCGUGCGAAGAGGAAAUCCUUCAGGCAAUUGAUGGGAAAGUCAGUGGCACAAUUCCGGAGUGGAUCAAAGGGAGUCUCCUGAGAAAUGGCCCAGGAAAAGGACACUUCGGUCCGGACAAGUUCAAUCAUUUAUUCGAUAAAUCAGCACUUUUGCACAGAUUCGCAAUUGCUGACGGGAAAGUGACUUAUCAGUGUCGAUUCAUUCGCACGAAUUGCUUCAAGGAAAAUUCCGCUGCCAAUCGCAUUGUUGUGACGGAAUUCGGCACGAAAUCCACUCGAGAUCCCUGCAAAUCGAUCUUCGAGAAGAUUUCCGCGAUUUUCAACGGCGAAGGAAUGUCUGACAAUGCAAUGAUCUCAAUUUAUCCAUUUGGUGAUGAGUUUUUCGCCUUUACCGAGUCACCAAUUAUGUUCAAUAUCGAUGUUGAGACACUGGAAACCAAAGAGAGGAUCAAUUUGAGCCAACAAUUCGGCAUUGUUCAUCACACUUCGCAUCCUCAUGUCCGUCAAAAUGGCAGUGCUUUCAAUCUGGGAACGGCUGUGACGAAAUUCGGCCCCAAAUACUGCAUCAUCGGCUUUCCGCGCAGCGAAAAUGGUGUGAAAAGUGGAAAGAUUGUGGCCUCGAUGCCCGUUUCUAGCAUGCUCAAUCCUUGCUAUAUGCACACCUUCGGCAUGACAGAGAACUUCUUCGUCCUCGUCGAGCAGCCACUCUUCAUGCCCGUGACACAGAUGAGCAAGGCGAUAUGGAAUGAUGAUCCUCUGAUUGACACUUUGUGCUGGAAUGGAGACAAAACCACCAGAUUUCACGUGUUAUCUCGGACGACGGGAAAUCUCGUGCAAACCUUCUGUGCUGAGGCAUUUUUCUUCUUCCACAUGAUCAAUGCAUUUGAGGAAGACAGUCAGAUUAUCAUUGAUAUCUGUUGCUAUGAGAAUGCAGACAUUAUCAAUGCAAUGCUGAUGGAGAACAUCAGGAAUAUGCAGACAAAUCCCAACUAUUCCAAAAGCUUCCAAUCAAUUCCGCAGAGAUUUGUCCUGCCAUUGAACACUGAGGACGAAAAAAACCUCUGCAUUCCGGAGAAACUCACAGACUUGGCGUGCGAUUUGCCUCAAAUCAAUUACUUGAGACACUCCGGAAAGCCUUAUCGCUACUUCUACGCUCUCAGUUCGGACUUUGCGUGCCCUGGAAUGAUCAUCAAAGUUGAUGUUCACAGCAAAACAAGGACGACUUGGAGCGAGGAGCACUGCUUUCCCGGAGAGCCUGUCUUCCUGGAAGCCCCAAAUCCCACGUCAGAAGACGACGGAGUGCUGCUUUCCGUGCUUCUUUGGGGUUCAGACCAAGAGAAUCGCGUUGGACUCUUGAUUCUGAACGCACGGAAUCUUGAAGAGAUCGCGAGAUGUGAAUUUAUCACCUCGAGUCCCGUUCCGAGAUGUGUUCACGGAUGGUUUUCAGCCACAAAAGAAGAUUAGGACAAUCCAUGGGACAAUCAUGGGACAAUCAUGGGACAAUCAUUGGACAAUCCAACCAAUGGGACAAUCCAGGCCGGAUACACCUAUUUUGCGUACUAAAUUGUCCCGCUCUCCCUUUUUUCUAUAAGCUGCACUCUAAACAACUCUUAACAUUUAUUGCACACAAUCUUUUUGUACUUUAUCUUUUAUGAGUAGUUUAAUUUUACACUUCUUCUCAUUUCUUUUUGUGUAAAGAGCUUCAAAAGUACAGUGUAAAUAUGUAUAUUUUUUAACUCACACAAGGUUAUCGCCUGCAUAAAAUAAGAUAAAAA
Messenger RNA from Phlebotomus argentipes, 1868 nucleotides. Its product is annotated as carotenoid isomerooxygenase-like. Gene Ontology annotation, biological process: retinal metabolic process; carotene catabolic process. The transcript is spliced from 2 exons. Gene Ontology annotation, molecular function: beta-carotene 15,15'-dioxygenase activity; carotenoid dioxygenase activity. The record is from RefSeq and is a predicted model, not a curated record. Bases 46 to 1557 code for a protein of 503 amino acids. NCBI's taxonomy places the organism in Eukaryota, Metazoa, Arthropoda, Insecta, Diptera, Psychodidae.